AGCAAUGGUGAAGGAUGAGAUUUUUCAGAAAAUUUUGUCUGAAAAAGAAAAAUUACCGACAGUAAGCAUGCUGGAUUUUGCUGGGCAGUUAGCGUGUUAUGCUUGCCACCAAAUUUAUGUAACACCAAAGGCCUUCUUCAUCCUUGUGUUGGACAUGACUAAGAGGUUUGAAGAUGUUGUCGAUAAAGAGAAAGAUAAUCAAGAAGGGUCAAUCUUCUCAGUGUGGACAUACAGAGACUACUUAAAGUUUUGGAUAACUUCAAUCAAGACUUUUAGAGGCACUAAGGCGCCACUGUUCGUUAUUGUCACACACACAGAAAGAAAAUCUACAGAUGAAAUAGAGAAGUACUUUGAAGAAUUCUGGAAUGCUGUACCAGACGAGGACAGAGAUUGGUUAAGUGAGUCUCUGAAUGAUCGUGAUUAUGCUGUGGGUCUAGUUGAACUAAAUGACAAUACAAAGAAAAUGCUGGAAUCAAUGAAAAAGUCCAUAGUUGAACUAUUUACAGAUGAGCUCAAUACAAAAAUUGAAAUCCCUUCUUCUUGGGCUUUAAUGUAACAGUUAUUGUAUGAUGGGGCCUGGAAGAUUUUGUCCCUUUUGGAAAUUUGGAGGCUCAACUCGUCCCUUCCUGAUGAAUACCAAAUUAAAAGUGAUGAGGAAAUGUCUAGGUUUUUAAAGUGUUUCCAUGACAAUGGCCUUCUGUUGUAUUUUGAAGUAGAAAAAUUGAGGGAACACGCAGUACUGGACAUUCAGUGGUUUGCGAAAGCUUUCAGUAAGAUUAUUGCUGAUAAAAACCAUAUCAAUAAAGACUGCAAAACAAGAUUAAUCAAAGAGUGGAAAUCCUUCAACAAAACAGGGGAACUUAGAGAUAAAGUGGUGGAUGCACUUUGGGAAGACGAACCUCUAUACUUGAAACACAAAAGUGAAAUUAUGUCUUACAUGGAGAAGCUUCAAAUGCUCGUACCUUUGGAGUCUUUUGGGGCUGUAUCAAAAGGUGACAUGUCAUGGUAUGUCCCCUGUAUGAACAAAAAGCAGUUUAAAGCUAACUUUUGUGAAGAUAUGUGGGAAUGUUCAUCAAUUUUGUGCUAUCGAUUCACUUCUUUUGCCAUUUUUGUGUUCUACAGACUGGUAGCAUACUGUAUAAGUUUUCUAAGAUGGAAUGUUACCACAGAUGGAGAUCAUGAAGGAACUCUAUGUCUCUAUCAGACAGCAGCAGUGUUUGAUCACAAUGAACACACUGUUGUUGUUGGCACAUGUAGUGAUGAAAUUCAAUUACAAGUGUUGCGAAUUAGACCAUUGGCUGUAGAUAUAGAGGUAUCAAAUGAAAUCGGAGAAUCCGUUGAACAUGCCAUAGAAAAAUUGACAGAAACAUUUAUUGACACAAACAUUUUCCAUAAAGGAUUCAAAUGCCAAAACAUUAUUUGUUGUGGGAAUGAUCUAUCUUUCACUCUUGAAAGCGAGCUGUCCAAAAUCAAAGCUGAAGAAACGCAGUGCAAGUGUCAACUUCAGAAGAAACAUUUGAUAAAUGUACAAAAGACUCUGGGUUUCUGGGAAAAGAGAAAGAUGAGUGUCUCCAGCACUCUAAUGGCCUCAGGACAAGACCUGGAGGGUCAAACUAGGUUUGCAAAACUUGGAAUGGCAACAAACGAUGUGUUGAAUAAGGCAUACAGAGACAUUCUUGAAUCAGAAGUACUCCCCUGCGACAUUGAGAACAAUGUGAAUUCAUUAUCAAACAAAAAGAGAAUGAAUCUGAAGUUGAACCCAGAUCAAGAAGAUCUUUUGAAAAAGGCAAAAAAUUCUGGAUAUAAGGAUUUUGAUAUUUCAUUAACAUACAAGUUCAUAAGAAACAUUUGUUCAACGAUUCCUAAACCAACAAAAGGAAAGUGGGGAGAAGAGCCUGCAGCAGGAGAGGUGACUGUGGGUGACGAUGUCGAGAGAAUAAGGUCAAUACGAAAUAGAUUGACUGCGCACGUGAAUUCAGCCUCUACCCCUCAGACAGAAUUCGAUGACACCUGGUCGACAAUGUCAGAUAUCUGCCAGAGAUUGGAAACCUUCACUGGAAAGAAAUACUUGGAUAACCUCAAUGAUAUUAAAACACUGAUAUUGAGAAAGGAAGAUGAGGAUGCUGUUAUAAAAAAUACUAAAAUGCAAGAAAUUUGGGAAAGAAUUAAAUCAAAUGUGCUCGAAUUUGAAACGAUGUUCAAGCCUAACGAAGGUGCUACAAAUUAGGAGUUCAUAGAAUGCUGUGUAGAAUACUAAAAAGAAUAGUCUACA
Saccostrea echinata is the source of this 2272-nucleotide messenger RNA. RefSeq lists its product as uncharacterized. The record is from RefSeq and is a predicted model, not a curated record. The transcript has 4 exons. NCBI's taxonomy places the organism in Eukaryota, Metazoa, Mollusca, Bivalvia, Ostreida, Ostreidae. The coding region runs from base 659 to 2227 and encodes 522 amino acids.